This is a messenger RNA of Sphaeroforma arctica JP610, 1517 nucleotides long. RefSeq lists its product as hypothetical. Bases 138 to 1211 code for a protein of 357 amino acids. Lineage: Eukaryota; Ichthyosporea; Ichthyophonida. Gene Ontology annotation, biological process: regulation of DNA-templated transcription. The transcript has a single exon. Gene Ontology annotation, molecular function: DNA-binding transcription factor activity. The record is from RefSeq and is a predicted model, not a curated record.
CAUUUCGGUGCACCAAAGAAUAUAGUAUAUCCAGAAAUAUAUACAGAACGCAUUUGCAUCACCAACCCACAAUUAAUACUAACCUAUUCUUGGUAUUGUAUAUACUUAUUGUGUGAAGUUUCACUCAAAUACACAAAAUGGUGGCUGCGCAUAGAACCGAAAACAUUGACUUCAACGAAACUAACCCACCUGUGAUACCAGGUUUGCCCAUGCCUGACGAGUUAAUCUGUCGCCAGGCUAAGCGUGCGCAAAAGGGUACUAAAGCACGGCCUGAACAAAACAAGCAAGCAGCACAGAAGAUCAGAAACCGUAAGAAAGCAUACGAGAAGUACCUCAAAGAUGCGACCGAAUUCUUCACAAGCGAGAAUACGUUAGUGCAAAGUAGAUUAGAUGCGGGCAAUGAAUAUAUAGAAGAGCUCGAGUCUGAGGCCCAAAGAUUAAGAAUACAGAUCAGGGAUACGAUGGCGGAGUAUAUGCGGACUGAGGUUGUGGAAGAUGAAAAUGAUAGCUCUAGGGAUAUGUAUAGAUCGGCAUUGUUUGAUACGAAAAUACCUACCACAAGGGGGGGUAAAUAUUCCCAUCGGAGUUCAACAAGCAGUGAACAUCGCGGAAUAUCAACUUCAAGGAUAUUUGGUAGCUGCGACGAACCCAAUACACCGGUACAUAUGGGCAUAGAGGAGCCGAACAACUAUGAACUCAGGAUACACAGCAAGAGCAGGGUCUAUAAACCUGACUUGGAUCCUGGAGUGGCCCUCUAUCAAGGAGACCGUACAUCGUGUGCUACCACAAAUAUGGCGAGUUCGGUGAUUAUUAGUAAUAAUCCUAUAGACUGUGCAUACGGCAGUAUGUGUUUGCAGAAUGCGGAUGAGGAAAGUGACAGUGGUGUUGAAGAUCUAGACGACGACUUAGGGUCGGACGUAGAGGUGGAUGAAGGCGCCGGGGAUUUGGAUGACGUUGAGGUGGUUGCUACGCCAAUAAGCCCAUUGACUGCUAUUGACGGCAACAAUGGAGAUAUACCCCAACGUUCAGAUGCGGGUUCAUCCCACGACAUGGAUGCGGGUAUGGAUAUGGAUGUGGAUUUAAAUGGGGAUAUAGAAGCGCAGAUAGUGGAAGACUCGGAUGAUCUGCAGUCGGAUACCGAGUACGAUGGAUUCAGGUACUUCUACAUCCGUAAAUCCAUCAAGCCUUCUUUAAUCAUGUCCCGACAAUGACAUGCGACAGGGAGGAUGAAUGAAUUAUGUUAUCCAACGGGAAACUAAACUAAUAUAAGUGAGUCCCUAGUUGUCCAGGACUAUAGGCGUAAGAGUGAAUAUUUGCAAUCACUAGAGGACCGUCGCUAGUCUGCCAUAAAUUGAUCCGAACAAGCAUUGAACACCAAACCACCGUAUGGACCGAACAAGAGGUCAAACCACGGCAAACCACGGCACUAUCAAAGAAAUCCGAAUAGGGAACCUUAAACCAGGGAAGAAGAACGACAACGUCCUAUACUUCGCAAAAAAAAGUACACGUUAACGCAU